Messenger RNA from Electrophorus electricus (electric eel), 2675 nucleotides. RefSeq names its product pyruvate dehydrogenase kinase 2a (gene pdk2a). Lineage: Eukaryota; Metazoa; Chordata; Actinopteri; Gymnotiformes; Gymnotidae. Gene Ontology annotation, biological process: protein phosphorylation; regulation of glucose metabolic process. Gene Ontology annotation, cellular component: mitochondrion. Gene Ontology annotation, molecular function: pyruvate dehydrogenase (acetyl-transferring) kinase activity. The record is from RefSeq and is a predicted model, not a curated record.
UUUUCAGGGCAAAAAUACGCGUUGUAAAACAUAGAACAUUUUGUCCUGUUAUGUUGCUUGUAGGCAACUGCAUAUUUAUUCACUUCUCACUUUCUGUAAUCUUUUAAUAAGUCUAAAUAACGCUUCGCAAUGAAGUUUGUUAGGUUUAUUAUGAAAAAUUCUGCUUUGGCCAGUGCGCCGAAACACAUCGAGCACUUUGCUAAAUUCUCGCCGUCUCCUCUUUCUAUGAAACAAUUUAUUGAUUUUGGUUCCACAAAUGCAUGUGAGAAAACGUCAUUCGUUUUCUUGAGGCAAGAACUACCUGUGCGUCUGUCAAACAUCAUGAAAGAGAUCAAUUUACUGCCUGACCGACUGCUCUCCACACCAUCCGUUCAGAUGGUACAUAGCUGGUAUGUUCAGAGUUUGAUGGAGAUCCUUGAGUUCUUGGAAAAAAGUCCUGAUGAUCACAGUGUUCUGGGAGAGUUUGUGGAAACACUGGUGAAUAUCAGAAACAGACACAAUGAUGUCGUGCCCACCAUGGCCCAAGGCGUGAUUGAGUACAAAGAGGCUUUCAGUCAAGAUCCGCUCACCAAUCAGAACAUACAGUACUUCUUAGACCGAUUCUACAUGAGUCGCAUAUCCAUUCGUAUGCUUAUCAACCAGCACACUCUGGUUUUUGAUGGGGCCACAAAUCCUAUUCAUCCCAACACCAUUGGGAGCAUUGACCAGCACUGUCAAGUGACAGAGGUUGUCAAAGAGGCUUAUGAGAGUGCCAAAAUGCUUUGUGACCAGUACUACCUCAGCUCCCCUGCCCUGGUGUUGCAGGAGCUCAAUACAAACAACAAGAACCAGCCUAUCAGCAUAGUGUAUGUGCCCUCUCAUCUCUACCAUAUGCUGUUCGAGUUGUUCAAGAAUGCUAUGAGGGCAACUAUUGAAAACUAUAAUGAAGGCAGUAGUCUUCCACCUAUUGAGGUUAUGGUGGCUCUCGGAGGAGAGGAUCUUUCUAUAAAGAUGACUGACAGGGGUGGUGGAGUUCCUUUCCGGAAGAUCGAGAAUCUUUUCAGCUACCUGUACUCCACAGCCCCGAUUCCACAGCCUGACCAGCAGCACAGAGCUCCUCUGGCUGGGUUUGGGUAUGGGCUGCCGAUCUCUCGUCUCUAUGCAAGGUACUUCCAAGGAGACCUUCAGCUCUACUCUAUGGAGGGUUACGGGACCGAUGCUGUCAUUCACCUCAAGGCGCUAUCCACAGACUCUGUGGAAAGGCUCCCAGUGUACAACAAGACGGCUCUGCGGAACUACAAGGUGAGUCAGGGGGCAGACGACUGGUGUGUGCCCAGCAGAGAGCCUCUGGACCUGGCUGUGUUCCGACUGGCAAAGUGAGGAGGGAGCAACAUCCUCAAGCCCCACCAGGCUCUGACACUGGGACCAGAGAGUAGACCGCCAUCCUGGAUGCGGCCCUGCCCUGGGAAGACAGGCAGUCUCUCCUGUAACUCUAGUUAUCGCAUGCAAUAGCUUUCCCCCUGCCAUAAUCAACUCAUGGACUUAUUUAUUUUUUCUUACUUUUAUUCGUUUCAUGGUUUCACUUUUGGUUUAAUUUUUUCUUUGUCACAACGUCAAUUUUGAUCUAAGCAUGCGUGAGUGAGACGGCCGACAGAGGCGACAGCCUAUUGCAGCUCAUGCCGUUUGUCUCUCGUGGGAAGUGGCAUUUUGUAGGGGGAGCGUGGCAUACAGCCUGUGCCGCUACCCUUGUUAGUGGGCAGGUGGAGAGCCACCUGUCCCUCAAGGUCAGAUGCAGCCCUGAGCACCUGUGAAGUAACAUUGCCCAGUGGGUGGACCGAAGAUAAAUCCAUGCAUAAUACUUACAUUUACCAAUAGACUAUAUAAUCAGAGGUUGAUGUGGAAUGUGCUGUAAUAAGUUAACACUUAUUACUGCAAGGACACUCAACUUCCAGUGAAUGGCAGAUCUUCUGACUUCUCUUUCCAUAGGGGUCAGGUGUGUUUGAUGACAGUGAACAAUUCGUUCACUUAAUACAGUUUGUUCAGUUAAAUGUCAGUGGUCAUAUGCAAGUAGUACUAUAAUGAGAGUCCACAUUUGAGUAACGCUUUCAUGAAACACCUCUGUGAUGUUGCCACAUUUCAAUAUUGUAUUGUCACAUACCUGGAACAUAAUUUCAACAGUAUUCAGAACAAGGAAAGCUGCAUAAAAGAAUCAGAAUAUGUUUCUUGAGUUUGGAACUCAAGCAGUGUGGAACCACAACGAGUGUUAUGUAUUGCAAGAUUUUUAAGUGCAUGUUGUCAAAUCAGUUAUGACAUCCCAAGUAUAUUAUUAUUGCCUUGGUUAAACUGUUGUGUGAUCGUACACUUAAUCACCCUAACAUUACUUCCUUGAUUGAAUGCACUCCAUGUAUUUUUAUUUUUUUUUGAGUGUCUUUUGCUUCUAAAUUUAUUCUUGUACCUUCAGGCUUGCAUUAGAUGUUUCUGCCAAAAUAAAAACAAUAUAACUGUUAGGUAGAUUAGACUCUGCAGCUUAAACCUUGUCUGAUGCAACUUUCUUUCAGGUUGUGCUUUUUUAUUUUUCUUUAUUUUAUGUGAACAAACAGGUAAGAGAUAAGAGAACUUAUCUCUACCUUUGCAUAUAUAUCUGUGUGCCUCCCCUUGUUUCCUGUAAUAAAUAAAUGACCCAUUCUGAACGUGAA